ACCUCACCAGAUAAGGCAGAGGGAGGGGAUGGAGCCGAGCGGCGUGGACAUUGGGCCUUUGGGUGGAGGAGAGGGCCGAACCCCUUCAAGCAUUUCGAAGGAAACGCUCAAAUGCUGUCAUUUACACACUGUUUCGGUGGUCUGGCCGGUGGUUCUCAUGGCAGAGCGAGCUCUGGAAGAGGAUGUGGCACAGGAGAGGAGAGAGAUGGGCAGAAGGAGUGUGCGGACACAGAGAUGGACACAACCAUGCAUGAAACAGGAAACACAUCGAGAGCCAAAGAAGUGGGUAAGGUCUGGACCGACAGCUCCAUCCAGUGCAUGUAAGACCCAAAACUCUCCUGAGAAUGCAGCGAGAGAGAGGAGUCGCGUUCGGAACCUUAGACAAGCCUUCCACAGCCUGCAGGCUGCCUUACCCUCCGUCCCUCCCGACACAAAACUCUCCAAGCUGGACGUCCUGGUACUGGCCACCAACUAUAUCGCCCACCUGACCGAAACCCUGGACCAGGGUGGGAUGUUGGGUGACCAUACCAUCCUGCAAAGAGCAGAGUACCUGCAUCCUGUGAAGAAAUGGCCCAUGCGUUCUCUUCUGUACUGCGGGAACAUAGGAGAGCGACUGACAGGAGCACAGAUCAGUCAGGAGGCAUGUUGUCUGCCUAAGGUGAAAGCAGACUAAUGGACUGAGAAGACAUUUCAGAUACUCAGUCAUUGUUGGAAAACACUGAUGCAUGUUAGAAAUUGAUUUUUGUAAAUAUGAUUUCUUUUUUAGUUAAAUACUAGAUAUUUCCACAUAAUUUUCCUUUUAUUUUGAUUAAACACUAGUAUAUAAUUGUGUUUUUAUAUUAUUCCACAUUUAUACUGUAGCCGGUUGUGAUAGAAAAUAUUGUCUGUGGUAAUAGACAUCAUGACACAGAGACUGUCAAUAGAAUAUUAAGCUGUAUUUUUGAAACAUAAAAUGUGGGUCAAAAACAGAGCAUUCACUUUUUUAAAUACAUUGUAACAUAAAGUGGUCUAUUCAUUUGCAUUCCAGAAAUUCUGUAAUUAAAGCUGCAGUCCGUAACUUUUUUGUGUUCAAAAUUUACGACAUUUAUAAAAUAAGCGUGUACACCAUGAAUCCAUUUUCCAAACCGUGUUUUUGGCUUGUCCUGAAUCACUACGGUACACCUAUAAUAAUGCACUAUAAGUGACUAUUUAGACUGGUUCGGGUAGGUACUAUUUAAAAAAGGUUUAGUAAAAAGAAAGGAUGCUACUUCAAGUGAACAUGCAUGUAAAAAAAAAACUUAACUUUUUUGAUUUAUAUAUAUUAACAUAUGUUGGAUUUUUUACCCUCUUGUAUACAUUCUAGAGUAGAUACUACCUUUUAAUCUAGAAUGUUCCUUUACGUUUUUACCCAUUUAGAGCAUAACUAAAUUAACAGGUCACUUUAUCUCUACCGGCCUUAUCUUGAGUAUUUGGGUUUAAUGUGCCUGUUCUGUACUUGAUAGUAAUAAAAUGAAUGUCUUGAUUAGUGGGAAGGGAGGAUUAUUAUAAGGAACACUUGGCAACCACACAUGAGUGGAGAACCCCCAUGUCCUCUCAAUCAUGGGUAGCUUAGCAGAUCCACACUAAAAACACAGCAUUUUCUUAUUUAUUUAACUUCAAAAAUCCCAAAUCAUUACAAAUUAUAAGAGCUAGUGAAAAACUAAACAGUGGUCUAAGCUACUUCUUAAAUUCUUAAAAUUCAUUUAGGACCACCUUUAAUGCUGUUUAACCCACGCAUGAAUAAUUCAGUCUCAAAUGAGAAAAAACUUCUUCAUGUUUCUUUUUAUUAUAGUACAAGAAUAAAAUGAUUAUUUUAUCAAAAUAAUGUGUUUUGAGAGAUUUCAUUGCAAUUGAAGAUAGUAGAAAAUAUUCCAGAGGUACUUUACCACUUUCAUCAGUCAUGUUAAAUUUGUAUUGUUAUGAAUAAAAAUGCAUGGGGGUGAUGCAUAACAAUUAACCCAAGAUGGAUAAUCAGAUUACUUUUUGCCCCCUAAG
This is a messenger RNA of Cyprinus carpio (common carp), 2013 nucleotides long. Its product is annotated as transcription factor 23-like. The record is from RefSeq and is a predicted model, not a curated record. Gene Ontology annotation, molecular function: protein dimerization activity; RNA polymerase II transcription regulatory region sequence-specific DNA binding; DNA-binding transcription factor activity, RNA polymerase II-specific. Lineage: Eukaryota; Metazoa; Chordata; Actinopteri; Cypriniformes; Cyprinidae. Gene Ontology annotation, biological process: regulation of transcription by RNA polymerase II; developmental process.